Cervus elaphus (red deer) is the source of this 5327-nucleotide messenger RNA. It is a transcript of the gene FHL5, whose product is annotated as four and a half LIM domains 5. NCBI's taxonomy places the organism in Eukaryota, Metazoa, Chordata, Mammalia, Artiodactyla, Cervidae. Gene Ontology annotation, molecular function: transcription coactivator activity. The transcript is spliced from 6 exons. Bases 174 to 1028 code for a protein of 284 amino acids. The record is from RefSeq and is a predicted model, not a curated record. Gene Ontology annotation, biological process: positive regulation of transcription by RNA polymerase II. Gene Ontology annotation, cellular component: nucleus; Z disc.
AGUUACAAAGGCUGCAGUUGGGAGGGACCCUCAGAUAGUUUUGGUGGCCCAUUCUGUACUUCUUGGAGGUAACAUAUGAAUGUGUUGGAGGAGAAAGUAAACCAUCAUAUAUUCUCCUUUCAUCUUGUUUAAACUGUUGGAAGAAGCGCCUUUAAGAAAAAGAUUAAGGCAAAAUGACAACUGCUCGAUUUUAUUGCCAAUACUGCAUGGCAUCACUUGUUGGGAAGAAGUAUGUACUAAAGGAUGACAAUCCAUACUGUGUUUCUUGUUACGAUCAUAUCUUUUCUAACUAUUGUGAGGAGUGCAAAGAACCAAUUGAAUCGGGUUCCAAGGAUCUUUGUUACAAAGGCCGUCACUGGCAUGAGGGAUGCUUUAAUUGCACCAAAUGCAGUCACUCUUUGGUGGAAAAGCCUUUUGCUGCCAAGGAUGAGCGCCUGCUCUGCUCCGAGUGCUAUUCUAACGAGUGCUCUUCCAAGUGCUUUCACUGCAAGAAGACCAUCAUGCCUGGUUCCCGCAAAAUGGAAUUUAAGGGUAACUACUGGCAUGAAACCUGCUUUGUGUGUGAGCAUUGCCGACAGCCAAUAGGAACGAAACCUUUGAUUUCCAAAGAGAGUGGCAAUUACUGCGUGCCGUGUUUUGAGAAGGAGUUUGCUCACUACUGCAGCUUUUGUAAGAAGGUGAUAACUUCAGGUGGGAUAACGUUCCAUGACCAGCCAUGGCAUAAGGAGUGUUUUCUGUGCAGCGGCUGUAGGAAAGAGCUCUGUGAGGAAGAGUUCAUGUCCAAGGAUGACUAUCCAUUCUGUCUGGACUGCUACAACCAUCUUUACGCCAAAAAGUGUGCCGCCUGCACCAAGCCUAUUACUGGUCUCAGAGGUGCCAAGUUUAUCUGCUUUCAAGACCGCCAGUGGCACAGUGAAUGCUUUAACUGUGGGAAGUGUUCGGUCUCCUUGGUGGGGGAAGGCUUCCUGACUCACAACAAGGAAAUCUUCUGCCGCAAAUGUGGCUCUGGGGUGGACACUGACAUCUAGAAGGAGACAGUCCCUCCCCACCGGAAAUCCACCCUUGCUUUUGUUCUCACUAAAUCCAAAACUCAACUGACAUUGCACUUCUGACUUAAUUUUUAGAAAAAAUUCUUAUAGAGUUUAUAGCACAAGUAUUUUUGCACACAUUCUAAUUGAACUAUAAGGGCUCAGAAAAAGCACAGUCUAACAGAAAUGAAUAGACUCUAAAUCACAAAGACACCUUUCCUUGCAAAAUACUGCACUCUGCUGUUAGAAAAUAUGGAAAAAUAUUUCUUUAUUGUAAUCUAAUGUAUAACCUAUACCUACAAGUCAUGGAUUUUAUUACUAAAAACUGAUGUUUUUCAAAACUGCAGAGUAAGAAGGAUAUCAAGAGAUCAAAUUGAAAGACAAAUAUAUGAGACUAAGGUUUGCAUUCCUCACUAGUUAUACGUAACAUGCUUAGCUGUGAAUGGUAGAAAAACAAAGAUGGUCAGGGAAAACAUCAGUAAUCAUCAUAUUUAGGUAUUUUGUCAUUUUAUCAUUCUCUUAUUGUUCACAAGUACUAACUUUGGAGUUGAAAAACAAAGCUACAAUUUGCACUCAUCCUCCCCGCUUCCACAACUAGUUGGUUACCAUAUUUAAUCAAAGGAAUUUGAGAAUUCUGGGCACCUUGCCUCUCAUUUUCUGCAUAAUUCAAAGGUAUCCUUUCCCCCCAGGGAUAGUUGAAGCAUAGGUUUCAACACAUUUUGUGUUAAAAGCAUUUCAAAGUCCACAAUGAAACUUUUUUCUAAAUAUUUACAUAUUCCCUGAAAGAAAAGUCUAUUCUUUCAAAAGAGCAAACCAGGAUAAUCAUUGUCCCCAAAGGCAAAUCUUUAAAGUAAAUUGAUCACUAAAUCAUCACUUGUGGAAAUGAGUUUUAGGGAAGGGAUUGUGUGUUGGAACAUGACUUUCAUCCAGAUAUCUAAAGGCAUAAUAGAAUGCAUAAUUAGCUCUGAGCCUCAUGCAUUUUGCCUUCCAACAUUUCACAGGUGAUUAAUGAGAAGACACAGAAGUGAGUUUUAAAGAAAUCUAGUAAUAAUAAUAACCGAAAAAGAAUAACUCACUGCUGAUAAUUCAGGACCUGUGAAGAAGCACAAUAGAGCAAUAAGGCCUGUAAAUGAGGCUUCCUCCACACCUGGGCUACCCACAGCACCCUGCCUAGAGCUUCAGUCUCUUACAGGGACUCUGAUGGGCACUCUCAACCUUCAGGAGCCACUCUACAAAUAAACCAGUGUGUUUAUUGGUCACGGCCUUAAUGAAAACCUAUCACUAUGUGUUUAUCUUUAUACCACACAUCUACUGAUGAUGACCCUAACUAGCGGCCCCUGGACAAGAAUUUCCACAUUAUGUAGGAUAAAUGGAAAUCAAACUCUGUUCUCAUUCAAUUAUGACCCUUGGUUAUAGCGUCACGGGUGCAGCAGACAGAGGUCAGGAGAGGAAAUCCAGACUUGACACGACAUUUUUAUAAGUGUCUACUCCCAUAUUAGUGCAUGAAAGUUUCGGACUGAAGUCUAAUUACAUGCUGUGGUUGACUACAAUGGUUAAAGCAGCAUCAGAGAAGAUUCAAUUAAAAUUGUUAUGGAAACACAAUUUUUGAAAAAGUUUAAAAUGCAAGAACAUUUGGAGAUAUUAGCAAUUUAGAGAUACAAAUAAAAGGUCAGGCUUCAUCGGCUAUUUGAAAGAUAUAAUUGUCCUUUUUUGGGUAUUAACAAUGCCAAGAUAUUUUCUCAUAUUAACAUUUAAAUGUAGGCAAAAAUAUCAAUAUUCUUCCUGCAUUGUUUGAAAUUGCACAUGUAGAACUGAAUAUGCCAAUUGUUCAAUGCUUUAGAAUAUAAUAACAGUGAACCAUAUAUUUAGAAAGCCAAGCCAUUGUGAAUCUGUGUGGAUAUACAAUAUGUAAUACUGUCUCAAUUAAUCAAUUAGAAGUAAACAUACAAAAUGGUUUUUCUUCAACAAUUGGUAUCGCUUAGGCAUUUUGCCGUGUGAGACUGGGGGGAGGUGAGUAUGCACAUGAUCAGAGUUGUUACUUAAUUCACAGAAUCAUUUCCAAGACAGAGAUUUUGUCAUCCUUUGCUAAGUAUACCUAAGUAUAUCAUAUCACUAAGCCACCUUCUAAAUGUGGAAUUAUCUCUAUUUUUAGAAGACAUUUCUUCCAUAUUUAGUGGGUAGCUUAGUCACCAAACACGUAUUAAACAUGUACAACGCACAGUUAGAGCUCAAGCUGCUAUGCUUCUGGGGUGGGGGGAGGUAGAUCAGGGUACGGAAGCACUGGAUGCCAGAUGCAGAGAGCUCAUAAAAAGCGCCACUGUGGACCUAACACACACAGAGCAGCAACUGAGAAAAGACACGAUUAGACUGACACAUAAAGAUAAAAGCAAAAAUCAUACGUAAUAUGUGAUAGGUGGUUUACGUCAAUAAAAAGAAAACCCCUCUGACUGACUUAUCACAAGAUGGAAUGGACUGUCUCAGAAAGCAGUGGGCUCCCAAGAUUCAGGACAUGACAUCUGCCCAAAUAGGGAAGCUGUUAGAAACCAAUCCUGUGUGCUGAGAAAAACCCAAUGGCUUGGAAGUAGCAGAGCAACUGGGCCAAAGAGGAAGAAGAAAUGGGAUUGCUAAAGAAAAGGGUCAGAUGAAGGGAGAGGAUGAACUCUUAGGAUAAAAGGUUUAUACUUAAUAGAAUAGGAAAGAGAAAGGUAGUUACUGUUCUUAAAAAGAGGAGAAAAAUGUGUAAAGAACAUUGUGCUAAUGAUCGCACCUGGCGUAGAACUGAAGAGGGCAAGUUUCUGAAGGUGAAGAUAUCUGACCCCAGUGAUACCUUUGAUUAGUGGCUGCAGAAGUGAAGAAAGGGGCAGCAAUAGGUAAUGCAAACCAACAGCUAGAUUUAAUGAUAUAGAUGAGUGAACAAGUCAAUGAAUCAAAUAAUAAAAUAUUUGAUAAAUAAUUGAUAAUUAUCAAAAAUAUUUGAUAAACAUUUAAUAAAAUAAAAUAACUGUUGUCAUGUUGUGGUUAGGGAUGAAAAAGAAAAAUGCAGAAAGAAUUUCUGCUUUCAUCGUAAGAGGAAGGGUGCCCAAGUCUUCAUUUUUCACUCAACAAAACCAUAACACAUUAUAUUAGAAAAAUCUAGGGCCUACUGGUUAAGUGAAGUGUAAUGGAGCUAUAAUCAUGGGUUGAAAACUUACUUUAAAAAAAAGAAACAUUAAAUUUUACUUUGGAGGGAAAGAUUGCUCAACCAUGGUAAAAAUGAAUCACACUGUCAAAAAAGACCUUGGUUAAAUAUCACUGCAAAAUUUAGUCCUACAAAUGAAAAAUUAACCUAAAAAUGUAUGUCUGUUGUUAGUAUUAACAACAUUUUUUAAGAAAAAAUUACUUUUUUAACCUACUUUUGGUAUGUUGAUAGCAAUUCAUGUUUUAAAUAGGAGAAGAUGGUUAUAAUAUGCUUGAGGUGUAUUUCAUUGAGCACAGAAAUUAUUCUCAAAUACAAUCAUAGAUGUUCAUUAUUACAAUAAUAUCAUUUUUGCUUGUUUUAUAAAUUCUGAUUUUCAAAAUUUUCUUAAGCUAAAUAAGUUUUAUAGUACAUAUUUCUCAAACUGUAUUUAGAGAUUUAUUUUUUACAUUAACUGUGCAGUAAGCAAGAUAGAUAUGGAGUAACUUUAUAGUGUUUAUAUGUCUAUUACAUAGUAGUUAUGAAUUUUAUCUUCACUUUUACAAUACCUAAAUUAGCCAUUUGUUCAAAUAUCAUUUCAGAGUAUUAAAACAGGAAUGCUGCUGCUGCUGCUGAAGCAUAAUUCAAUUCUGUCUGAACCAAACAGUAAUAUCUACAUAUCUAUGUUCUGUCUUACAAUGAUCAAAUUUUAAAAUAUUCUAAACUAAGAAUUAUUUUAAUGACUAUAUCUGUGAUUCUAAAAAUAUUCUAUCAGAGAUAUCUCACUUCAGUUGAAUUUUCUUAUUUCUUAUUUUGAGGUAGUCUUCUGCUAAUUUCUUUUCAUUUAUAUACUAGAGGAAUUGGUAAGACUCUUAUUGCUUUUAAUCUCUUAUUAAUUUUGUCUAAAGCAAAAUCUGCAUCUGUAAUAGACUCCAUGUAACUUCAGCUAAUCCAUACUACAAGCAUCAAUUAAAUUCUCUCUAGAGUUACAUUAGAUGAUUCAUUUAAUGUCAGAAUGUAUUUCACAAAAAAACAUUCAGAAAAAUAUCUCUCACCAAACAUUUCUAGUGCAUUUUUUUAAGCUGUAGAGCUUUGAAAUAUGAUGAAAUUCUUAUGGAUACUCAAUAAACAUUUACAUCUUGGAA